Juglans microcarpa x Juglans regia is the source of this 859-nucleotide messenger RNA. RefSeq lists its product as uncharacterized. Bases 47 to 736 code for a protein of 229 amino acids. The transcript is spliced from 2 exons. NCBI's taxonomy places the organism in Eukaryota, Viridiplantae, Streptophyta, Magnoliopsida, Fagales, Juglandaceae. The record is from RefSeq and is a predicted model, not a curated record.
AGUAGUAUAUUAGCAGGCCAAAGUUGUAUAUACAGAUCAAAGAGAGAUGGAAUGGAGAAAAUGUUAUCUGGAUGUGAUUCUGGUACCGCUAGGGUUUUUGAUUACCAGUGGUUAUCAUAUCUGGUUAUGGCAUAAGGUUCGCAAACAACCAUUCACGACUAUCAUCGGAACAAAUGCUGCCGGACGACGUUUUUGGGUCUCGGCCAUGAUGAAGGACAAUGACAAGAAGAACAUCUUAGCGGUCCAAUCGCUAAGGAACACAAUAAUGGGAUCAACCCUAAUGGCCACUACAUCGAUUCUCCUCUGCACUGGUCUGGCUGCCGUCAUAAGCAGCACAUAUAGCGUGAAGAAACCGCUGGACGACACUGUUUAUGGGGGACAUGGGGAAUUCAUGUUGGCUUUGAAGUAUGUGACUCUCCUCACCGUUUUCGUCUUCUCAUUUUUCUGCCACUCUCUGUCCAUUAGGUUCAUAAACCAAGUGAACAUCCUCAUCAACACUCCACAGGAUUCCACGUCCAUUGUCACCCCCGAGUACGUGUACAAGCUCUUAGAGAAGGGCUUUCUCCUCAACACUGUUGGAAACAGGCUCUUCCAUGUCGGACUUCCUCUUCUGCUUUGGAUUUUUGGUCCUGUAUUGGUCUUUUUGUGUUCUGCAACAAUGGUGCCUGUGCUUUACAACCUCGACUUUGUGUUUGAGAGCGAAAAGGGGAAAUUUGAGGAUGGGAGUAUUGUAUGAAUAUCAUAGCGAGGGAAGGGAAGAAGACAAAAAGAAAGGGAAACCAUGGCAUAAUGUGGAAGUUAAUUAUGAUCACUUCUGCUUAUGUCCAGCUUUAAGUUGUAAUUGUUUUUUCUUCUUUUC